Molecule: messenger RNA, 1185 nt
Organism: Adineta steineri
Lineage: Eukaryota; Metazoa; Rotifera; Eurotatoria; Adinetida; Adinetidae
Source: the annotation of a GenBank genome assembly
AUGUCGACAUUAUCAAAUAAUAAUAUCUAUGGAUAUGUAGCUGAAAACUGGACUAGUAUACGAGAUGCAUUUGAACAAAAUUUUAUUGAUGGAUUAGAUAUUGGCGCAAGUUUAAGUAUUUAUCAUCGAGGAAAAUGUGUUGUAGAUCUCUAUGGUGGUUGGAAAGAUCUCGAAAGAAAAAAGCAACCUUAUACAUCAGAUACAUUACAAAUUAUUUUUUCAACGUCAAAAGGAAUAUUAAGUGCAGCUAUAGCUUUAUGUGUUGAUAGGGGUUGGCUUAAUUAUGAUGAACCUAUUAGAAAAUAUUGGCCAGAAUUUGGUACUCAUGGAAAAGAGGAUAUUAUAAUAAGUGAUUUGUUAGCACAUCGAGCAGGUUUACCGUAUGUUAGUCAAUCACUUUCAGUUGACGAUGUUUGUAAUUGGACUAAAAUGAUCUCUUUAUUAAUUAAUGAAAAACCUCAUUGGAAACCUGGAUCAACACAUGGAUAUCAUGGUCAUACAAUUGGAUAUAUUGCUGGUGAAUUAAUUCAUCGUGUUGAUCCUCAACAUCGUUCAUAUAGUCAAUUUGUUCGUGAUGAAUUAGAUCAAGAAUAUUAUGUUGGUAUACCUGAUAAUGACAUUGAUAAAUAUGUUGCUCCUCUUUUUGAAAAACAGAUUGAAGAAGAAAUGCCAGAUCUAAUAGCUGAUCAAACUUUAUCAUGUAGUGGUGCUCUACCUUUAGGUCAAUCUGAAAUGAUCUAUAAUAAACCUGAAAUACAUCGUGCCAUACUACCAGCUGUAAAUGGAAUUGCAAAUGCUCGAACAUUAGCUCGAAUAUACAGUUUACUUAUUGGUGAUGUCUAUGAAAAUGAAAAGAUAUUAAAAUGUCUUUUAAGUCAAAAGACUUUAUCAGAAGCAAUAAAAAAUAUUACACCUCAAAAUGAAUUAGAUCAAACAUUGUAUCAAAUACCAACAACAUUUAGUAAAGGAGGUUUUCAAAUCUAUGGUGAUAGUUUUCCUGUAUUUGGUGAUGGUGCAUUUGGUCAUACUGGUUAUGGUGGUAGUUGUGCUUUUGCUUAUCCUUCACAACAAUUGACUUAUGCAUAUAUUUGCAAUCAACUCGAUCCUCUUUCAUUUACGAUUGAUAUUCGAACUAAACAUAUUAUUCAAGCGAUUGAAAAUAUAUUCAAACAUCAAGCAAUUUAA